AAAGGCCUGAGUGAGAGGGUAUCUCACACUUGUCAAGACACAAGCUACAAGGACAACAAAUGGAAAUACUCUCAGACGACGAUAUCCUUUAUUCUGUGCUAGGCGGACUCCAACCUGGCGGGACAUGUCUUUCCUGGAUUGCAGGUUUGAUUACAUGCGAAGCCCUACGAUUGACUCAGCGUUUCGACGAUAACACAUCAUGGGACAAGCGUUUUUUUGUUUACUUCAGCUUGCUCAUGUCGGUUACGUUAGCAGGUCUGUUUGCGGCAAUGCUAUAUCAUUAUUGCAUCGAAAGCUAUGGAAACUAUCGGAGUCUCCUGCAGGUUACUACUGUUGUUCGCUGUCAUUACAUAUUUGGCCGGGUCGCCACUUGUGGAGGAUACUCAUUCUAUGCACAUUCUGUGUGGGCCUCUACGCUUGGAAAAGUCAAGAUUUGCAAAGUACCAAUCGUUAAAGUCUUCACUGCGCUGCUCAUGGCGGGCCUAUACACCGUCGUUAUCCUUGGAAUCCCCCAGGCAUUCACUGUGCCAACCUUCCAAACAGUUGCGGAGCAUGGAUCUUCCGGGCUAUGGGGUCGUGUGGUUCAGUUGAUUUGUGGAAGUUUCUUAACCUUGCUGAGGGCUUACGAUCUUGCACAAUCUAAAGCAGUUCGACAAAUGCUCGCGACCAACAAUGAUUCACUCCGCUACAUUUCCAGUGUUCUCUGUCUGGUGUGCCAAACGGCAAUCUUCACCACACUCUUUGAAGUGAUCUCGCUGUGUCUGCGCAAUACGAAAGGAGCUGGAAUCGGCUACACCAUGAUGUCUCUGAGCGCCGAAGUGCAUUUAUUUGGCCCGAUUAUGGCUAUUAGUGCCACGCUGCAAGAAGACUUUUUGGCCGAACAGGCAUCGACCUGCUCAGUAGGCAAGAGUGAAUGCAAGGCAGCAGCCCCCCCAACCACCAAGAGACUCACUUUCCAGACGCAGGAAAAAAGGUUGAUGAAGGGGUAUUAAGCUAUCAAGAAGGCCGGGCGUGGGACAUUUUGCAAUCUGCUUUUGUUUUUGUGCAGUUUCUAGUGGUCAGGGUGCCACCCGUCAAAAUAAUCAUGUGUUUAUUAGUUCUGGAAACUUAUGUCAGAUGCUCUUUGUCAGACAGUAAAACUGUUGCAUAAUUAAUGUUGAGACUAUGUAGUUCCCUCAAAUUCCAAGCCUAGACGCACUCACUGAGAGCCGAGUAAAGGAAACCUAAGGCAAACACCAUAUGACUGAGAGGCGAUAGACGGUAACAUUACAGAGCCAUUUUUGAAACUGG
Messenger RNA from Puccinia graminis f. sp. tritici CRL 75-36-700-3, 1290 nucleotides. RefSeq lists its product as uncharacterized. NCBI's taxonomy places the organism in Eukaryota, Fungi, Basidiomycota, Pucciniomycetes, Pucciniales, Pucciniaceae. The record is from RefSeq and is a predicted model, not a curated record. The transcript has 11 exons. Bases 60 to 992 code for a protein of 310 amino acids.